Messenger RNA from Sungouiella intermedia, 183 nucleotides. The record is from the annotation of a GenBank genome assembly. Lineage: Eukaryota; Fungi; Ascomycota; Pichiomycetes; Serinales; Metschnikowiaceae.
AUGCCGGAAUCUCCAUGUUUACCUUUGGAACCUUCUGUCAACAUCCAUGUUGACCCCAUAGUAUUAAUAGCCAAGCAUGAGAUAUUUGCCAUCAGUGACCAGUUGGGAUCUACUAAUGCUUUCAUUUUUGUGUCCAUUGCCCCUCUGUACGUUGUAUUGUCUCGUGAGCAGUCACCCUCAUGA